AUGACAACAACUGAACACAUUCGAAAUCCUUUGACUAAUCAUACAAUGCCUUCACAGUCAAAUGAUAUGCUCGGCUACGAAGUAUAUAAUGAUAACACCUCCCAUGUUAUAUGUUCCGAGGGAGAGCCUUUAUUUCAUGAAGAGACGGGAAAGUACGAUCUAGACACCGUUUCCGUGUUCGUCGCAAAAUUAUACCA
This is a messenger RNA of Funneliformis mosseae, 197 nucleotides long. The record is from the annotation of a GenBank genome assembly. Lineage: Eukaryota; Fungi; Glomeromycota; Glomeromycetes; Glomerales; Glomeraceae.